Rhizophagus irregularis DAOM 181602=DAOM 197198 is the source of this 1206-nucleotide messenger RNA. RefSeq lists its product as uncharacterized. Lineage: Eukaryota; Fungi; Glomeromycota; Glomeromycetes; Glomerales; Glomeraceae. The record is from RefSeq and is a predicted model, not a curated record.
UAUACCAUUAUUGAUACCUUCUAGUUAGUUCCAUUAUAUUUUGUUAUUAUCAAUGUUGUAUUAAUAAUCAAAUUGUUUUCUAAAGUAUAAAAUAAAGGACGAAUUCUUGAGUAAUUGAGUAAAAAAAAUAAAUAUAUCAACUCAUUAUGAGCAAUUCACCAUUCCAUACCGUAACUAUUGCUGGAGCCACCGGAAAUGUGGGUUAUGCUAUCGCCGAAGCUUUUUUAAAUGAUGGGUCUUAUAACGUAAAGAUUCUUCGAAGAAAACUAGAUGAAAAUGAGAAAGCCAAAUCUUUAAAUUCCAAAGGCGCGGAAAUUGUAUAUGCUGAUCACAGUCAAAAAGAUGAUCUCGUAAAAGCUCUUAAAGGAACUGACGUUUUUGUUAGUGCUGUAUUUGAAUCAAGUAAUAAUACGUCCUUGUAUGAUAUUCAAGUUUCAUUUUUACUUGCUGCCAAAGAAGCUUCUGUUAAAAGGUUCAUCCCAUCCGAAUUUUCCAACGGCUAUAAAACUACAGGUCAUGUAUUUAACGAUGAGAAGUUCAGAUUUCGAGAGGAAUUAGAAAAAAGUGGACUUGAAUACACUUACAUUCACACUGGAUUAUUCCAAGAAUUUUUUGGCUGGUUUGGAUAUGAUGUUAAGAAUAAGAAAGCAAAGUUCUACGGGGAUGGAAACACAAAGAUACCCUCUACUUCUUUAUCUGAUAUUGGAAAAUACACAGUUGAGACACUUAAAAUACCAGAAGCUCGAAACGCUCAUAUUAGAGUUAUUGGUGCAUACUUAACAUUAAAUGAGUACCUUCAAAAGUUUGAAGAAGCUACCGGUUCAAAAUGGGAAGUUAUUGAAGAUAGAGAUGUACGAUAUCGCUUCAAAAAUAAGAUCGAUCCAAUUCCCUCAAUGUCUGAUGAUUUCAUAGCUUUUGUGACGGAAAAUUCGAAUUUUCCAGAAUAUGAUAAUGAUAAAUUCAGUUUUACUCCUCAACCUGUCACCAAGGUUAUUGAAACUCUUGUUAGCCAAGCGUAAAACACUAUGAUUUAUCAUAUGAAAAUUUAUACAUAGUAAACAUAUGACAUAAUAUGAUUAUCCAUUGUAAUAUUCAUAAACGUUCUUGUAUUUAUUUUGAUUUUAAAUAAAUAGAAAAAAAAUAAUUAUAUUUCAUUAAAAAAAUCAACAUUUCCUGUGUAUAUUUUAAAUUCGAUGAUGAAAAAUU